UUGUUGCUGUUUCGUUUUAAGUUAAACCAUGGACCUUUUUCCCACAUAGAGAAACGGAGGUUGGCUAAGAAGGACUUGCCCAAAGCUAUUCAGGGUUAGUGGCUGCCCUCAAACUGGGGCUCAGGUCUUAACUCCUGACCAGGGCCCAUUCUACCCUACCAGCUCUUGCUUAUUUGGACCCGGAGUUUCUUUCCUGGGGGAGGGCAAUGUAGAAGCCUUCUCUCUCUGCCUCUUGGCCAGCCGCCCCCACCCCUGCUUCAGAGCUCCAGGGGUCGGCUCCCUCACAGCUCUGCAUCCGCUGCUCGCCCGGGCUCCCCCAGCACUUCUGCUCUCAGCCCCCGUCUGUGUCUCGCUUCCACAGGGAUAUCUGGGUGUGUGAGUAUCAGUGCUAUUGCCACUCUGAGUGUGUCUCACACCCAAGCUGUUGCCAGCCAAGUCCUGUCCCCAGAGAGGGAGGGGGAAAGACAGACAGACCCGGGAGCAGACUGGGAGUGGGGAAGUCACAGCGCCCUGCCAUGAGAUAGGGAAGAGGGAGAGGGGGAAGGCAGAUAGAAGAGAGGAGAGAGAGAGAGAGAAACAUGAGAGAGACUGAUCCGAUGGGGGUGGAGAGAGACUCACAGAUGGGAGAGAGAAGGAGAGGAAGACCCAGAGAGGGGGCGAAAUAAAGAUGGACGUGGGAGAGGGUACAGAGACACUUCUAAAGAAAAGUAGAGAGGUAGCUUGUGAGAGAGACAGAAAGGGGGAGGAGAGAGGGAGACAAGUCCGGCAGGAAACAAGAGGGCUAUUAGAGACAAGCAAAUGUCACCUGCCCUGGGGCUGCGGCCCUCUCUCGGUGAGGGAUGCGCUGAGUGUGCAGUCUGGCACCAGAUCCAGCUGAUGGACAUUGGGGGGUCCCAUUGCCUGUGGCCUGUCACAUCCCCUCCUCUGACUGCCGCCUUCCAGAGCUGGGCCCAGCCUUCCUUCAAUACCCUCCAGCCGUGCCGCUGAGGCCCGGCCCUCUCUGCCUGGAGGUGGGGGCCGCCAGGAUGAGCAAGCUGUCCGGGGAGCCGGCCCGCGACCUGGAGCGCAGCCUGCCGGCCGUGGCCUCCCUCGGCUUGUCGCUGUCCCACAGGCAGAGCCUCUCCUCGCCGCCUCGCGGGAAGCGCCGGGCCAUCUCCGACGUCCGCCGCACCUUCUGCCUCUUUGUCACCUUCGACCUGCUUUUCAUCUCCCUGCUCUGGAUCAUUGAGCUGAACACCAACACAGGCAUCCAGAAGAACCUGGAGCAGGAGAUCAUCCACUACAGCUUUAAGACUUCCUUCUUUGACAUCUUUGUCCUGGCUUUCUUCCGCUUCUCCGGACUGCUCCUGGGCUAUGCUGUGCUGCGGCUCCAGCACUGGUGGGUGAUUGCGGUAAGAUGCCACUUUCCUGGCAGCUCUCGGGCCCUGGCGGGGCUGGCGCAAGAGAUGGGAUGGAGGAGGACUCACUCCCCAGCCUCUGUGCUCGCUCUCUUCCUCCUUCCCUCCCCUGGGCAGGUCACCACGCUGGUGUCCAGUGCAUUCCUCAUUGUCAAGGUCAUCCUCUCUGAGCUGCUCAGCAAAGGGGCCUUCGGCUACUUGCUCCCUAUCGUCUCCUUCGUCCUCGCCUGGUUGGAGACCUGGUUCCUUGACUUCAAAGUCCUACCCCAGGAGGCUGAGGAGGAGCGAUGGUAUCUUGCUGCCCAGGCUGCUGUCGCCCGAGGACCCUUGCUCUUCUCCGGCGCCCUGUCCGAGGGCCAGUUCUAUUCACCCCCAGAAUCCUUUGCAGGGUCUGACAAUGAAUCAGAUGAAGAAGUUGUUGGGAAGAAAGGCUUCUCUGCCCAGGAACGGGAGUACAUCCUCCAGGGGAAGGAGGCUACAGCGGUGGUGGACCAGAUCUUGGCCCGGGAGGAGAACUGGAAGUUUGAGAAGAAGAAUGAAUAUGGGGACACUGUGUACACCAUCGAGGUUCCCUUUCAUGGCAAGACCUUCAUCCUGAAGACCUUCCUGCCCUGCCCCGCGGAGCUGGUAUACCAGGAGGUGAUCCUGCAGCCCGAGAGGAUGGUGCUGUGGAACAAGACGGUGACAGCCUGCCAGAUCCUGCAGCGUGUAGAAGACAACACCCUCAUCUCCUACGAUGUGUCUUCGGGGGCCGCGGGCGGUGUGGUCUCCCCCAGGGACUUUGUGAACGUCCGACGCAUCGAGCGGCGCAGAGACCGAUACCUGUCAUCGGGCAUCGCCACCACCCACUGCGCCAAGCCCCCGACACACAAAUAUGUCAGGGGAGAGAAUGGUCCCGGGGGCUUCGUCGUGCUCAAGUCAGCCAGUAACCCUGGAGCCUGCACCUUCAUCUGGAUCCUUAAUGCAGAUCUCAAGGGCCGCCUGCCCCGGUACCUCAUCCACCAGAGCCUCGCAGCCACCAUGUUUGAAUUUGCCUUUCAUCUGCGGCAGCGCGUCGGAGAGCUGGGUGCACGGGCAUGAGCAUGCCCCCUCACCACCCUGCGGGCCAGGGUCCUGUCGCCACGGCCUCCAGAGCCAGAGGAGGGGCCGGUUGGGCUUCCCACUGCCCACAGAGGACCUGGCCUCAAACAGUGGGGAGGAAGGAGCUUCCUCCCACAGCAGCCCCUGGGCCCCAAGCUGCCACCCUCCACACACUUCACUGUGCCUGGGAGCCCUGGCCGUGGGCAGGUCGAGAGCUCAAGCGUCUGACUCUGCCGCUGAGGCCAGUGGGGUCCAUCCAUCCUGCCGACGUUUACUUGGCGUCCCUGCCUCCUGGAAGAGGAGAUCCGCUGUCCCCACCUGGCCAGGCCGGGGUCUGGAAUGGGAACCUCGGACUUGGCGGGGGAGGACCCUGGGCAGGACAGAAGUCAGGGCAGCCUUGUCACCAGUGUGCAGGCGUAGGACCCCCUUCUUCCGCCUGCUCUCUCAUCACGGUGUUUUAGGAUUAUUUAAAGGGUCUGGGACCUUUUCCCACUUGCACUUGUGGGGGUGUAGGUUGCAGGUGGGAGUGGUGGGUGCUGGCACGGACCUGCCUCUCCCAGGUUCUCUCCAGGUUGCCUCCCCCAGCCCAGGGCCUCCUUGGGGACCUUUGUAAUUUGAGCCAAUUAAAAACAUGAACUCAAAAAAAAAAAAAGCAGUCCUUCCAGCCUGGCCUCUUGAGGGAAGAGAAGAGCAGCACCUCGGAGGUGGGGGAAGGAGCCGCCACAUGACACACCCU
Molecule: messenger RNA, 3213 nt
Organism: Mesoplodon densirostris (Blainville's beaked whale)
Lineage: Eukaryota; Metazoa; Chordata; Mammalia; Artiodactyla; Ziphiidae
Gene: STARD3
Product: StAR related lipid transfer domain containing 3
Exons: 14
Coding region: 1026-2477 (483 amino acids)
Cellular component (GO): late endosome
Molecular function (GO): cholesterol binding; cholesterol transfer activity
Source: RefSeq, a predicted model, not a curated record